UGAAAUCGCGAGUGAGGAGGCAGAAAAAAGCGUUGAGCAAUGGGUUCACCAGCUGCUGGUCCAGCGCCAUGUGCAAAUGCCCAAUCAAGAUUUUCUAGGAAAAAAAAGUUGUUAUUUUGUGAUAAAGACGCGAAAACACAUAAAAUAGGAGUGAUUAGUAAAUGAUACACGACUGCCGAGGGAAAAGUUAACGCACACAGGAAGAGGAAAAGCGAAAUUAACAGUCAAACGUUGGCGGAGGAGAGAAAAAACAAGGAGAGUUUCCAGCGUGAAAAACAAAGGACGAGGCAAAAACAUCGGAAGGAUGGAAUCCCACACAAAUAAUUCCUUGCUGCUCGACCAGUAUCAGCGUCACAUCGAGCGUCAGGAGUACUUGAGGAGGCAACAGAUAAAUCAGCUGUAUCAGGAACAUCAGUAUCAUCAUCGAUUCUACGAUCCGGAAGAUCAUCUCACGUACGAAGUUAGACAGUAUUCAAAUGAUAACAAUAACAUUGGCUGGAAAUACUACGACAACUUCUAUCCACACUUCGAUGCACCUGUCAUAAUGCAACGCCAAGAAGUUAUAAUAGAGCACAGCCAAUUAGUGCGGGAUGGCGAGGCACAGCCGCCAAAUGCCACGCGAAUUAAUGGCAACUUCAUGUACAGAUCUCAUCACUACACACAGAUUGUGGCCGCUUUGGCGAUCUCCUUGGGGCCGCUGGCCGCUGGCUUGGGCAAGGGCUACGCCAGUCCCGCCAUCGACAGUCUGCAGGAGUUACAAAUCAAACCGCGUGGGAACUACACGGCCUUCUCCGUGAGCGAUCAGCAGGCCAGCUGGGUGGCCAGCCUGACCCUUCUAGGUGCCCUGUUCGGUGGCUUAUUCGGCGGUCUGGCCAUGCAGUACGGCCGCAAGAGGAUUCUAGCCUUUAUGUCUCUACCCUUUUCGCUAUCGUGGAUAAUCACAGUGUUUGCCAAGUCAGUGGAAACGAUGUUUAUGACGGCGUUCUUCGGGGGCUUCUGCUGCUCAAUCAUCUCCAUGGUGACUCAAGUCUACAUCAGCGAGAUCUCCUCACCCGAUAUCCGUGGAUUCUUGAGUGCCAUUCAGAAAAUUGCCGGCCACUUGGGAUUCCUGAUAUCAUUCUCCCUGGGCGCGUAUCUUGACUGGCGGCAGCUCGCUAUGCUCGUGUCGGUGGCUCCAAUUAUGCUUUUUCUAACUGUGAUUUAUGUACCAGAAACUCCGAGUUACUUAGUGCUGAAGGGACGUGACGAGGACGCCUAUCGAUCUCUUCUGUGGCUUCGAGGUCCAAAUAGAAAUGUAGAACUGGAAUUGGAAACUAUCAGGUCAAACAUACGGGCGGUGAAGACAAAUAUUGCAAUCCUGCCGAAGAUCAACACCACGAAUCUGCUGUCGAGUGCAUCCAUAAGAAUCAUCUUGGCCAAUAUAAAGUCAGCUCUGAAGAAUGCACGCCUCAUCAAACCUGUCUCAAUAACCUGCGGCCUUAUGAUUUUUCAACGAUUUACAGGUGCCAACUCAUUCGGUUUCUAUGCAGUGAGAAUCUUCAGGAAGACGUUCGCCGGAAUGAAUCCGCACGGAGGCGCCGUGUCGGUGGGCUUCGUCCAGCUGCUGGCGUCGAUGUUGUCCGGCUUAUUAAUUGACAGGGUGGGCAGAAUUCCUCUAUUAAUUACGAGCAGUGUCUUCAUGUCACUCGCACUCGCCAGCUUUGGAUCCUACGUUUAUUACGAGGAAACGAAUAAAUUAAUUGCUACGAAUAAUUUUGAAGUCGACACUGCAUACAACAACGACUGGAUUCCCCUCCUCUGUGUCCUCGUUUUCACAAUUGCAUUUCAACUUGGCAUCUCCCCAAUAUCUUCCCUUCUUGUUGGCGAACUAUUCCCAUUGGAAUUUCGUGGUGUCGGAAGCUCAAUUGCCACUAGUUUUGGCUACUUCUGUGCGUUCCUCGGCGUAAAAACCUUCGUGGACUUCCAGGAAAUAUUCGGACUUCAUGGUGCAUUUUGGCUGUACGCGUGCAUUUCCUGCAUCGGCCUAUGCUUCAUCGUCACCUUCGUUCCGGAGACAAAGGGAAAGGACCUCGAUGAGAUGAACCCGAAACUGGUUCACACGUUGACUAUAAAUCGAUGAGAUAUGGGUACCCACGUAGAAUACUUAGUAUAGCGCGUAGUUUUGCGACGUAGGCAUUAUCGUGCGAACAGGAGAUUCUGAUAAGCUUUGCUAACAUUUCUAAAAAAAAGUAUAUAUACAUUAGUAAUCAAAAUAGCUUUCAACGUAGAUCGUAAGGGAAUUUAUGUCUUCUUUCCAUUGCUCAAAUCUAUAAAAAAUUUAACAUCGACUCUAGAAAUAUAAUUGCAUCUCUUUCGAUUGUUUAGAGACCUUUGGAUCCUCUUGAAAUGAAAAAUAAAAAUGACAGAAGUUGUUUGGCAGCACAAUUUUUCCGUCACUUUUCAAAUGUUAGGUCUAAAAAAAAUCUUCUUUCUUGCAACGAUUCUGACUAUGAAGUGUUCUUUCUUCUCUUAUCAUUUCAAAUGUAGUGCGAGCAGUAGACAAAAUAGCAAGCUUUCGACUUAUUAAAAGGAAUAAAAAGUGGUGAGAAUAUUAGGCAUCUAAAGGAAACUAAAAAAAAAUAGACUUUUUAGGGUGAAACACGCUUAUGUCAAGUUCAAUUAUUUUAUAAAUAAAAGCUAAAACUAACUUGAAGAAAAAAUGAAUCAGUAUGAUCGCGAGAAACUAAUUAAUAUCGUAAAAGGAAAUCCGAAGGAAUUUGUACAAGUUUUAGAUUACAGUUUUGCCAAGUGAUUAUCGUCAGACACAUGCAUAUUUCACGUGUGGCGACCCUUUGAGAGAAAAGAAGAGGAAAACAAAUCAUGCAUGUAAAAAAAAGGUAUAAGAAAGUGUUGUAAAUGCAAAAAGUAUUUGAAAUAUUAAUGAAAGAAAAUAUUGAAACUAAUAGCUUUAGAUGUUGAGGACAAUUGACGGUAGAAGUGUGUAUAACAGAACCAGCACAUUAAUUUUAACUGAACAAGCAAAUAUAAAAGAAAAACUUACAUUAUGAAAAUAUAAAGGGACAAUAUUCAACUUAAAUAUUCUAUUUGCUGUUGGAAUUUAUGACAAUAAAUACUUUUAAAGAACGAAUAAACGAUUAUUAUACGUAGCGUGAAGAUCGAAAGAAAGUGAAGAUAUAUUUAUGAGACAAAUUGUCAAAAUAUUAAUGAAGAUGUGACUAUUUUUACAAAAACAGAAAAUGAAGAUGAAGAGAACUAAUUUUUAAAACCUUCUGCAACCGUGAUUCUGGGAAAUUACAAAAGUAUUUUUGUUGAAAUAUUAUAGAGUGACUAUAUUUUCAAACUUUUAUCCCUCUAUCACUAUAAUCAAAGUGCCAAAUGAUGAGUUUUUCCUUUGACAAGGUCCUUCAAAAAUAAAAGAAAAGAAAAAAAAAUGACAAGAAAAGCCUCACUUAAUGUAUUUGUUGGAUCGUUGAGCAAAACAAAGAGAAUUCAAAAUAAUAAACCUCAUUGCAAUGCAAUGUCUUUGACCACAUAUAGAAGUCAUACAAG
Molecule: messenger RNA, 3549 nt
Organism: Phlebotomus argentipes
Lineage: Eukaryota; Metazoa; Arthropoda; Insecta; Diptera; Psychodidae
Product: facilitated trehalose transporter Tret1-like
Exons: 11
Coding region: 305-2119 (604 amino acids)
Biological process (GO): transmembrane transport
Cellular component (GO): membrane
Molecular function (GO): transmembrane transporter activity
Source: RefSeq, a predicted model, not a curated record